Molecule: messenger RNA, 441 nt
Organism: Auanema sp. JU1783
Lineage: Eukaryota; Metazoa; Nematoda; Chromadorea; Rhabditida; Rhabditidae
Source: the annotation of a GenBank genome assembly
AUGCAGUUGAGCAUUCUUAGGAGUUCAGUAGGACGAAUUUUAUCAUUAGCAACAAGGAGGCCUGUCAACCUAACUACUUUCUCAAAUUAUUCAACGAAAACAGUCAAAUUCAUUAGUGGAUCAGAAACAUUUGUUGGCAGCGGAAGAGAAGGAGAUACUUUGUUAGAUGUUGUAAUUAACAAUGACCUUCCUCUCGAUGGAUUUGGAGCCUGCGAAGGAACAUUAGCGUGUUGUACAUGCCAUGUUAUUUUAACGCCAGAACAUUUCCAGAGGGAAGAUGAUGUGAACCCAGCAUCGGAGGAAGAGAUGGAUUUAUUAGAUUUGGCUCCUGACCUCAGCGAUCAGUCGAGGCUGGGUUGUCAAAUAAAAUUACUUAAGGAAGAUACUGUUAUAGAAGUUGUUGUGCCUACUGCGAAACGGGAUGCUCGAGCUCUUGACUAA